ACAGAAACACCAAAAAUUAAUUAUGUUUUUAAGAAAGUCCCGUGAUGAACGUUGGUUCGGCGAGUGAGUGACGCAAUUUGGUGCUAGGGGAGGGGACCUCGGCGGCGGCAGCAGCAGCGGCGGCGGCGGUGUAGGAAAGAGGAGGAAGCAAGGAUGGCGGAGUCACACCUCUGAAGCAAACCUGAAAAGGAUGAGAAUAUUGAUGACCUUUGCUGCCUGAAUUCGGAUGCACCAGAGGCCUGUGGAUUGUUUGCAGUUCAAACAAGCUUGUGGCCCAUGGCUGCUACAGUCCAGCUACUUCAAACAAUUUUUUUCUUUGAUGGCAUUUUAACAAAGGAACAACAUAUCCCAAGCUAGGAAAAAAUCCCUUGAGAUCACAAGGCCUUUGUUAGGAGGGUGCUUAUAAUAAAUGUGUUGGCCUGCACCGAUAUGUAUCAGUGUACACUUCUCUGAAAGCCCUCCAGGCUGCCCAAGUUUCUUUUGUCCUGAGUACGUAACCUUACGAGAAAGACUCCCAUGAACGACUCAGCAGGGGGCCCGAUAACGUCAACAUGAGUAGUACUGUAGGCAAAGAGAAAGACCUGAAAGAAAAGGACCCUAAAGGCAGUCUGGCGGGUAAAGAAAGGGAAAAGGAGGCCAAGGCUCCUCCCGGCUUAGGUAAGGACAGUGGAAAGGAGGCCAAGACCAAAGGGAAGGAUGCCAAAGACGGCAAGAAGGACAACAGUGGCGCACCACCGGCUGUCGCCUUCUCGGUUGACAACACGAUAAAGCGGCCGAACCCAGCAACAGGUACCCGCAAGAAGUCCAGCAACGCUGAGGUGAUCAAAGAACUCAACAAGUGUCGGGAAGAAAACUCAAUGCGGCUGGACCUAUCUAAACGUUCCAUUCACAUGCUGCCCACAUCCAUCAAGGAGCUGGCACAGCUGGCAGAACUCUACUUGUAUAGCAACAAGCUGCAGAGCCUGCCAGCAGAGGUGGGCUGUCUGUCGGGCCUGGUCACCUUGGCCCUGAGCGAGAACUCCCUGACCAGCCUGCCUGACUCUCUGGAUGCCUUGAAGAAGCUGCGAAUGCUGGAUCUGCGGCACAACAAGCUGCGGGAAAUCCCUGCUGUCGUCUACCGUGUGACAUCGCUGACCACGCUCUACCUACGUUUCAAUCGAAUCACAGUGGUGGAGAAGGACAUCCGGAACCUGUCCAAGCUCACCAUGCUCAGCAUCCGGGAGAAUAAGAUUAAACAGUUGCCUGCGGAGAUAGGGGAACUAUGUAAUCUCAUCACUCUGGAUGUAGCUCAUAACCAGUUAGAGCACCUACCCAAGGAGAUUGGAAAUUGCACACAGAUAACCAACCUUGACUUACAGCACAAUGAGCUCUUGGAUCUCCCAGAAACUAUAGGCAAUCUGGCAAGCAUUAAUCGCUUAGGUCUGAGGUACAACAGAUUGUCAGCCAUCCCCAGAUCAUUAGCCAAGUGCAGAGAACUGGAGGAACUUAAUCUAGAGAACAACAACAUCUCAGUGUUGCCAGAGGGCCUCCUGUCAAGCCUGGUGAAUCUUACCAGUCUGACGCUGGCAAGGAACUGCUUCCAAUCCUACCCUGUGGGGGGACCCUCGCAGUUCUCCACCAUCUACUCCCUCAACAUGGAACACAACCGCAUCAACAAGAUCCCAUUUGGCAUAUUCUCCAGGGCCAAAGUGCUGAGCAAGCUCAACAUGAAGGACAACCAGUUAACCUCUCUCCCGCUGGACUUUGGCACGUGGACGAGUAUGGUGGAGCUGAACCUGGCAACUAAUCAGCUGACCAAGAUCCCAGAAGACGUCUGUGGCCUUGUUUCUCUUGAGGUAUUGAUAUUGUCCAAUAAUCUUCUGAAGAAGUUACCGCACGGUAUUGGGAAUUUACGAAAGCUACGGGAGCUUGACCUGGAGGAGAAUAAGUUGGAGUCCCUCCCAAAUGAAGUCGCUUACCUUAAAGACCUACAGAAACUGGUGUUGACUAAUAAUCAGCUGACUACGUUACCUAGAGGCAUUGGGCACCUCACCAACCUGACUCACCUGGGUCUGGGGGAGAACCUAUUGCAGCACCUGCCUGAGGAGAUUGGUACACUGGAGAACUUGGAAGAGCUGUACCUCAAUGACAACCCCAACCUGCACAGCCUCCCGUUUGAGCUGGCCCUCUGCAGCAAGCUGUCCAUCAUGAGCAUCGAGAACUGCCCCCUCAGCCACCUGCCGCCCCAGAUCGUUGCCGGAGGCCCAUCCUUUAUCAUUCAGUUUCUUAAAAUGCAAGGACCGUACCGUGCCAUGGUGUGAGCCACGCCUGCCCUCCAGCCCGCCUCCCUGCCACCCUGCAGCACACGGCACACCGAGCCUCAGCAAACGCUGUGUGGGGCAAGCAGGAAGAAGGAGAAAACGGAGAGACGUGUCGUUUGGUUCUUUCUCUAUCCAUGGGUGGAGACGAGAUACUCCAGGUUUUAUCUGGGUCGUUUGGGGGCCUAAACCACUCCUGCCCAUUUCUUUCGCUUGGAAUUAUGUAAGAUGAGAAAUAUCCCAACUGCCAAACCUGAACAUAUACAGAUACAGAUAUAGAUAUAUAUUGAGUUACUGUGAGUUAAGUGGGACAUGUCUUGGCCAUAUAAAGCCGUGUGCCCACUGCCAAUGUAUUUACAGUAAUUACAUGCAUCUAUCACGUGAGCAAAGAUACAAUUGUAUGCAAAAACAAACAAAAAAAUGUCUGCAACUUAUUUACUGCUGCUGCCAUAAGUUAUAUUAACAUUGUCAUCCGCUCAUUCUUUUGAUAUUCUUUUCCUUUUUUUUAACCACUUGUUGACUAGAGAUGGAACUUGUUGACCGUAAAGAACAAAGGUCUGAUUGACAGCGGGUUUUUUUUUUUGAACUGUGCCUAUGUCAAAAUGAUCCAGUGGUUCAUUUCUAUACAAAAUUUUCCAUAAGAAUACAAAGGUAUACAUUAUUUCAAUAUUCCUUUUUUUUAUGAUGAGUCAGUUUUUAAAUUUCAUUUUUAGCAUUCCUUUCACUGUUAAAAGUAAUCUGUAAAAAGCAAGUGAUAUCAGUUGUCAUUCAAGGUGGUCAGAUGUGUUUAUUGGAAGCAGUAGUGGUUAAACUUUAAGCUAGUAAUGUAUACAUACAACAAAUGCAAAGUGUAAAUGCUUCAAAAAGACAAGAAUGGGGGGGGGGAAACAAAUUAAGUUGGACUAAAAAUCCUCCUAAAUUGGGCGCUACAUGUAUAGAUGACGGGAUGUAAUCAGAGACAUUUUUAUAUACAUAUAUAAAACCUUAUUGUUGCCUUGAGUGCAAUUGUUAGCUCUGACAGUGUUUACUUGUUGAUAUGAUGUUGGGUGUGGGGCUGCAGAGCUGUCAUGACGUCAUCGUUGACAACAUAUCAGCAUUAUAUUUAAAAGGAGGGCGUCUCGCUCCGUGGAACAAAUGGUUUGGGUUGGUCCGAGCUGCAAAACAACACCUUGUAGUCCUCCUGUCCUCUCCCGCCACACGUGUCCGCAGACCACCACGUGUCCACAGACCACCACGUGUCCGGUCGUGGAACACGCGCCCUCCCUCUGAAUUCUCUUUUCUUUGACUUGUUCCACACUGUCCCAGCUUUGCUGCUGUUCUAAUGCACUUUUACAAAUAAACACAUCGGCAUCUUCUGUAUUGAGACAGACGUCGCGCCAGCCUCUCGUCGGUUGUAGCGGAUGAGGACGUUUUGUUUGAGAAAUGAGAAGUAUUUUUUUCUGUUCAACCAACGGUUAAGCAUAUGCGAUGACGUCACAUGAUAAUGCGACUUUCAAAGGCUGAGAUUGUGCGUGUGCGUGUGUGCGUGUGCGUGUGUGAGAGUGAGACCUCUGCAGGGGACAUGCUCUGUAUGAACGGCCAGACGAACCGGAUCUGUCCCGCUUCCCUCAUGAGGAGCAAACUGGUUUAAGUUUGAAUUAUUUCUGUUCAGAUCAGCGUAGUUCAUUUUUAAUCAGAUGUUUUGGGUUUUUUUUGUAACAAUGAGAUCUGUAUUCAGUUAGUAUUACUUCCAGUGACUGUACAUUAAAAAUUCCAGCGAAAUGUAAUCAACCAAACCCCCCCCCUUGUUUUGGGGGGGGUGUCUCAUCCGAACUCGAUAUUUAAUCAUUGUUGUGUUUUGUGUUGAAAUGUGUGGGUCUACAAGUCGGCAGCGGCUCUCGGCGUGCGUCUGGGGAAGGGGGCGUGGCCUGUUCGCCGUGGGAGAGUCGCGUGAGCGCCAGUCAGUCUCCAGGACCAGCGGUCCGGGCCGAGGCCCGCUGCUUCUCCUUUACCAGCAGAACCUGUUGCUGCUUCUGUGACCUGGAACCUGAGCUGGGGGGGCGGGGCGGGGACAGGAGGGCUGGGGAGGGAGUGCUCCACCCUGAGCCCUGAUGCAGAACUUGGGUGCGGGUGUUGCUAACCCACCGACCUUAUUCCGUUUGGCAGUAGGCCCGGUGGUUUUGAAACAGCUCAAAUCAUUUGGACCGGAGGACGGGACUUCACAACAAGGUGCAUAUUUGAGCCUGACGCGGUUACAGUACAAGACAUUUUGUCAUAAAAAGACACAAACGAAAAUGAACUAAUUGUAAAAAGGGCUUUUUCUGUUCUCACUCGACAAACCGGAGGCAUUGCAUUCCUGGGUUUUCUAUAAAAUCUUCGGAAGAACUCGUUGUGUGUGU
Molecule: messenger RNA, 4675 nt
Organism: Lampris incognitus (smalleye Pacific opah)
Lineage: Eukaryota; Metazoa; Chordata; Actinopteri; Lampriformes; Lampridae
Gene: shoc2
Product: SHOC2 leucine rich repeat scaffold protein
Exons: 9
Coding region: 552-2300 (582 amino acids)
Molecular function (GO): protein binding
Source: RefSeq, a predicted model, not a curated record